Messenger RNA from Fopius arisanus, 2316 nucleotides. It is a transcript of the gene NELF-B, whose product is annotated as negative elongation factor B. Gene Ontology annotation, cellular component: nucleus; NELF complex. Bases 388 to 2301 code for a protein of 637 amino acids. Gene Ontology annotation, biological process: negative regulation of transcription elongation by RNA polymerase II. The record is from RefSeq and is a predicted model, not a curated record. Lineage: Eukaryota; Metazoa; Arthropoda; Insecta; Hymenoptera; Braconidae. The transcript has 3 exons.
ACCUCCUUCCAUCAUACAGAGAGGAAGGGCGCCACACACAAUGGGGGUGUUUUUCAUUAUCGAAUGAAAAACAUCGAUUCAUUCAGAGGGAGUACACCCAUUUCGAUUAAUCGAUUCGCGCAUCUCUAGUUUCGGCGUCAACAAGUUUUCGAAAAGUGCAAUUUGAUUGAAAUAUAAACACGAGACGUAAUUUCAAUCGUUUAUGGACACCUGAGGAUUACAACAAUAAGUCGAACAUCUUCAGGAACUCAUACGACACCGAAACGUGUGAAUAUCUAUUUGAAUCAAUUGAAACCUUGACUUGUCCUUAAUGCUAUGGGCUAACCUUUAAUUAACAUCAACAAAUUGUUGAAGAAUUGAUUCGGAGGUGAAUUCCAUCCAAAAGAAAUGAGUGUAACUCGAAAUAAUGGUGGAACCACAGGUGAUGGUCUCGAGGACUUGGGGAUCCCAGGUCCAGUGUUUCUCAGAGACGCCCUAACCAGCUGUACAGAUCCUCUCAAAGCAAUUGAAGAGUUUCAGCUUGAAAAUGGAGUAUUAUUACCUUCACUACGGCCAAUGUUGCCCCUGUUGGACCUCCACGGGGUUCGCAGACUAGAUUUUCAUCAGUCAGUCCUCGAGGAACUUCGAGAGAAACUUGUGAAGAGAAUAAAUGAAAUUGGAGCAGAGAGAACCACUGAAAAGAGCAGCGGAGACAAAAGAUUGAAGGAUAUGCUGUCGAAGAGCUUUGCUGCUGUCCGAGUUCCUGCACUUCGUCCUGUUGUCAUGUGCAUUCUCAGAAAUACCCCUCAUAUCGAUGACAAGUACCUGAGAGUCCUUGUGAGGGAGAAGGAACUCUACAAUUCUGCAGAUACUGAAGUCAAAAGACAAAUCUGGAAGGACAAUCAGAGUUUAUUUGGAGAUGAAGUUUCUCCCUUGUUUAGUAAAUAUAUUAUAGAGAAGGAACAGAUUCUCUUUGAUCAUUUGAAUCUGAAUAGUCUGUUUUUUUCUCCUUCACCCAAGGUCAGGAGACAGGGGGAAGUCGUCCAGAAAUUGGCACAUAUGAUUGGACACAGUGUUAAGCUGUACGAUAUGGUGCUGCAAUUUUUGAGAACUCUUUUUCUCAGGACGAAGAAUAUUCAUUACUGCACUCUGAGGGCUGAAUUACUCAUGGCGUUACAUGAUCUCGAAGUCCAGGACAUUAUUUCUGUUGAUCCUUGUCACAAAUUCACGUGGUGUCUUGAUGCUUGUAUACGAGAGAAGAAUGUGGAUAUCAAGAGGUCUCGGGAACUCCAGGGCUUUCUCGAUAGCAUAAAGAGAGGACAAGAACAAGUUCUUGGUGACUUGAGUAUGACCCUGUGUGAUCCUUACGCAGUGAAUUUCCUUGCAAGUAGCGCAAUAAAAAUAGCAUUGCACCUGAUAAAUGGGGAAUCAUUACCCAGAGAGAAUGCUGUGUUAGUUCUCCUCCUGAGAAUGCUGGCACUAGGACUGUCAGCAUGGCAAAUGAUUGAUUCGCAGGACUUCAAAGAGCCAAAACUGGACAGUCAAGUGGUGACUAAAUUCCUUCCAGCACUGAUGUCACUGAUGGUGGACGAUCAAAUCCGACAACUCAACUGCAAACUCCCCCCAGAUGAGCGAGAAAGUGCAAUAGCAAUAAUUGAGCAUUCAGGUCCUCCCCCAGAUGCCUGCCAAGCCUAUGCGCAAUUAUCAGGCGUAGCAGCAGUCCUCUCCAUGUACUACGCCCUCCACGUGGGUGGAGGAAUAGUGGCUGGAGGUGCGAGUGCUGCUGGUGUCUCAACAGUCAGUGGUAGCAGUUUAGGUUCAGGAAAAUCACGUGGUGAUGCUCGAGGUCUGAUGAGAGUUCUAGCAACUCUACCCAAUUGUCAAGCCCAACGUGCCUUUGAGGAUCCAUUUCUUCACACUCUGGUGUCUCUUUUAAUCCUCAACAUGGCAGAUGAAUUCUCUAACGAAUCAUUCUGCACAGUCAUCUUCGACGAAUUCUUCCUCGCUGGUCUUGGCAGGGAUAACGUCACUCGACAUUUACUAAAACUUCUGUGGUAUAUCUACCCCAAAUUACCACCAGCACGUCUCCACUCGCUGAUGAAGGCACUGCAACCAACGAGUCAGCACAAUGAGGCAGUGCACAGUCUCUACGAGGCACUUCGUGAGAAAAUUGGAAGUAGAUCCACUGAGAAUCUUCCACCAUCGUCACAAGGCAGUAGGAUGAGUCUAGAUGGACCAACAUCUCCACUCACCCCUGGUGUUUCACCAAUUUCUGGUAUCACCACACCUCCCAGUGUCUCAAGCCCCAUGAGACCACUCUAAAUUCAGAACUUUAUC